AUGCCUCGAAAUUUAAUCAAUAGAAACAGAGUUCUCUGUUUUGUCUUAAUCUUAUGUUGUUCCCCUCGCCGGUUUUUAGCCAGAAACUUACCGGAGGAGGUGGAGGAGUCAACUGCAAAAACGACUCAAACGAUCCACGUCAGCAACUCCACGUGGCAUGAUUUCUCUCGUCUCGUAGACGUCCAGAAAGGCAGCCACGUAAGCGGCGUAUCUGACCUCAAAAGAUACCUUCACAGAUUCGGCUACGUCGGAGACGACGACGACGGUAACAAUUUCUCCGACGUCUUCGAUGGCCGUCUCGAAUCAGCAAUCUCACUGUACCAGAAAAAUCUCGGUUUACCGAUAACCGGAAGACUCGACACGAGUACCGUCACUCUCAUGUCGUCACCGCGAUGCGGCGUAAGCGACACACACAUGUUCAACUCCGGUGUCCGUACAACGGCGCAUUAUACUUAUUUCGGCGGUAAACCGAAGUGGAACCGGGACACGCUAACUUACGCCUUCUCGAAAACACACAAACUCGACUACUUGACGUCCGACGACGUCAAAACCGUUUUCCGGCGAGCUUUCGCGAAGUGGUCGAAUGUGAUUCCGGUGAGUUUCGAGGAGGUUGACGAUUACACGACGGCGGAUUUAAAGAUCGGAUUUUUCGCCGGAGAUCACGGCGACGGUCAGCCGUUUGACGGUGUUUUAGGGACUUUAGCACACGCUUUUGCGCCGGAGAACGGGAGGCUUCACUUCGACGCGGCGGAGAUAUGGGUCGUCGGAGAUGAUUUCAAGGGUAAAGGAUCGUCGGUUGCGGUUGAUUUGGAGUCGGUGGCGACUCACGAGAUUGGUCACUUGUUGGGUUUAGGACAUAGCUCGGAGGAGUCUGCGGUUAUGUAUCCGAGUCUCCGACCAAGGACCAAGAAAGUUGACCUCACGGUUGAUGACGUGGCAGGUGUACUGAAACUGUAUGGUGCGAACCCAAAGCUAACGUUGAAUUCACUUACCGGUACGGAAUAUUCUCUUAAAAACGGCGCCGUAUCAAGGAGAUUCUUGUCGGGGAAUUUUACCGGUUUUUAUGCUCUGUUGGUUGUUUUCAGUCUAUUUCUAUAG
Messenger RNA from Arabis nemorensis, 1098 nucleotides. Lineage: Eukaryota; Viridiplantae; Streptophyta; Magnoliopsida; Brassicales; Brassicaceae. The record is from the annotation of a GenBank genome assembly.